AUGGAUUAAUCAACUAUGAUUGAUGAAUCUGAAUAGUCUUUAGAAUAAUCUAGAAGGGUAGAACCAACUGUAUCUGAUAAAAUGAAAAGGACUGAAUCAGCUGCACUCAAAUAAAAAAUAAUUAAGUAGCUAUUGUGUAUGCAUUAAAGUUAAGUUUCAUUCGAGAUGUGUAAUAAAACAAAAUGCCAUUUGAUUCUUUACCAAAUAUAGUAUAACAAAAAAUAAGCGACUUUGAAGAUGAAUUUCAAGACUUAUGGAAAGAAUCUGAUGAAUAUUUAAGAGAAAAUGGAGAAGCCAUUGAAAAACUUGUUAUGAAACCACUUUGUUCCAAGUAUUUGCAUUCAUUAAUAUUAUUAGAUUGAUUUCAAUAGAUUUAGUCAAAGAUAGAGAAAUUGAAUUUUCUAUGAAAACAUAUUCAUUUGUUUAAGCUAAACAUCUUGAAAUUGAUGAAAACAUUGAAAAACAUAAAAUGUUUAACUAAGUAGUAGAUUGUAAAUUGUAUAUUUAUAUAUUUUAGUAAUAUCUAAAAUUGAUAAAGUAGAAACACCAAGAGAAAAAUUAAAUUGUAUAGUAAAUGCAGGUAAACAAACAAGUGGUAAUAUAUUCAUAACUAUAAUUUAGCUAUUGUUAAUCAAAUGGCCAAUAAUCAACCUACAGGUGCUGAUAAUCUUUUACCUGUAUUAAUAUAUGCAACUCUUAAAGCUCAACCAUAAAAAGCCUAUUCUAAUAUAUUAUUUGUUAGUUAUUAUAGAUCACCUAAAAGAAUAACUGGAGAAGAUGAAUACUAUUUUACUACUUAUGAAUCAACUCUCUAAUUUAUAGAAAAAUUAGAUCAUCAUAAAUUAAAUAUCAAUCAUCAAGAAUUUUAAGAUCUAAGUAAAGAACGUUUAGAUAAUAUUAAAAAUUCAUAAAAUGUAAUUAUAUAUAAUAAUUUAUAGGAAUUAUCUCAAAAUGGAGUUUUUAAUAUGGAUGCACAUUAAAAUUAUGUCAAUUUAUAAAUGAUUAAAAUGAAAAUAUAAGAUCUUCAACGUAAAUCAAAGUUUUAUGAAUAAUCAAAGAAAUAUAGAUUAAAAUUUAAUCAAAAAUAGUUAAAUGUAUAUUUUUGUAUUUAAAUUUAGAAUAUAAACUUAAAUGAAAUACCAGAUUUUUAUGAAGAAUAUUAGAAUCUAUAUAAAAAUUUGAUAGAAAUGCAAAAAGAUAUUCAUAAUCUAUAUGAUUUAACAAAUGAAAUAAUCAAGGAAAGUUAAAGUGAAACUAAAAAAUAAGCAACUCGAAAAUUCUUUGGAAUUCUUUGA
Paramecium pentaurelia is the source of this 1295-nucleotide messenger RNA. Lineage: Eukaryota; Ciliophora; Oligohymenophorea; Peniculida; Parameciidae. The record is from the annotation of a GenBank genome assembly.